AUGUCUCCGACAUCAUCGCCUUCAGGCACCAACGUGUCCUCGACCUCGUCGCUGCCUCGCAUCACCCCGUACUGCGUGGUAAACUUCGACUUCUGCCGCUAUGGAGACCAUGAGUUCAACGAGGUGCACCUUUUCGGUGAGGUGUGUACGUGCGCUUGGUUCGCCGCUGUCAGGGUCCUCAGGAAGACAGUUGCGGAUUGCACGGAGUGCUAA
Parastagonospora nodorum SN15 is the source of this 213-nucleotide messenger RNA. RefSeq lists its product as hypothetical. The record is from RefSeq and is a predicted model, not a curated record. The transcript has a single exon. NCBI's taxonomy places the organism in Eukaryota, Fungi, Ascomycota, Dothideomycetes, Pleosporales, Phaeosphaeriaceae. Bases 1 to 213 code for a protein of 70 amino acids.